This is a messenger RNA of Anarrhichthys ocellatus (wolf-eel), 594 nucleotides long. Its product is annotated as protein lin-28 homolog A-like. Gene Ontology annotation, biological process: pre-miRNA processing. Gene Ontology annotation, cellular component: cytoplasm; nucleus. Gene Ontology annotation, molecular function: zinc ion binding; mRNA binding. The record is from RefSeq and is a predicted model, not a curated record. NCBI's taxonomy places the organism in Eukaryota, Metazoa, Chordata, Actinopteri, Perciformes, Anarhichadidae. The transcript has 4 exons. The coding region runs from base 1 to 594 and encodes 197 amino acids.
AUGGGCUCUGCUUCCAAUCCGAGUUUCACAGCGGGUUGUCCGCGGAGCGAGGAGGAGGACGCGGGUCUGUCCCGGGGCAGCGGUGUGUGCAAGUGGUUCAACCUGCGGAUGGGCUUCGGCUUCCUGUCCAUGAGCAACAGGGACGGAGCUCCUCUGGAGGACCCGCUGGACGUGUUCGUCCACCAGAGCAAACUGCACAUGGAGGGCUUCCGCAGCCUCAGAGAAGGCGAGGCCGUUGAGUUCACCUUUAAGAAAUCAUCUAAAGGGCUGGAGUCUCUCCGGGUUUCUGGGCCCAACGGAGCUCCAUGUCUGGGCAGCGAGAGGAGACCGAAGAGUGCCCAGAAACGACGCUCCAAGGGUGAUAGAUGCUACAACUGUGGAGGACCCGGCCACCAUGCCAAAGAGUGUCAGCUGCCCCCUCAGCCCAAAAAGUGCCAUUUUUGUCAGAGUGUUUCCCACAUGGUGGCCAGCUGUCCGGUCAAAGCACAGCAGCAGCAGCAGCUGCAGCAUUCGUCUCCAGGCUCUCAGGGAACCGCACAGAGGGACGAGGAAGAGGAGCAGAGGCAGGACUUCGUCUCUGAAAAGUCUGAGUGA